GCGAAUAUAGCUUAACUUGUCUCUCGAGCCUCUAAAUCUAUCAAAACAUGAGAAACGAGAAGGAGACGUUGACAACAAUCAGCCAAGCGACAGCAGACGCGUUGAAUCAGGUGACCCGAACAUGCUAUUAAACUAAACAAAUAAAGUUUAUAAAAGUCUGGAAACAGAACUUUUUUGUGUUGAGGAUUUCUAUCGCACUUGCAGGCAAGAUUAGCAAAAACAAUCCUUCGCUGCUGUCUCGUACUCAAAACUUGACCUUGGUAGCCCGAAAAGAGGAGCAUGAUGAAGGUCAACUUGUUCGGAACACUGACAUGAAUACAAGCUCGAGUAAUCAGCAAGGCUCUUGGAGCUUCGAGGACAUGACGUUCGUUCUGAAGCAUUCGUGUAUAGCAAGACUUGAUGAAGGAGAUACGAGAAAGGCGGACAGCUAUCUAAAAACGUACCUUCGUAAGAAGAACAACUAGGCCAAGCUACUUGUCAAAUCUGAGGACGACCCAUGCUGGUUUCUGGUACUGAAAUGUGGUGAUAGGCAUGAGAUACACUAAUAAUUCUUUAAAUGAAAGUAAAGAGUUCGAAAGAAGUAAGUAAAGUUGACAAUGAUCAAAACUCAACUACAGAUAGUAACACAGGACGAAACUCUCAAAAGAGGAACACACCCCAACUACACCCGCGGAAAAGACCCUUAGGCUAGCCAGAUCACGCCCCGGAAAAGCACAAAGCAUAAGCUAUUGAACGGAAAACUCUCCUCAUGAUACACCUCGGCCCGUCCCUUGUAAGCUCGCAACACGGAUCCUUACAUACGAUUCUGUCAUGUCUGUCAUGUCCUGGCCGGGACUUUUUCGCGUCAAUGCCGACGGCAAAAGGUGAUGGGAACGAGGAGUCUAUACUCCGAACAACCAACCCAACCCACAUUAUUGUACGGUGUCCGUAAGUGUGUAUGGUCCGUGGAGUGUGGAGGUGUGGGGUGUAGGUGAGGCAAGGCAUGUUGGCUUACUAGCUUACUGGCACACACGUCUGAAGUGUGUGAGAGGGCAAGGUAGCCUGGAAAUGCCAUGUGCCAUGUGCCAUGUGUCGUCGCGUUGCGGUGUAAGAGACCAGUCUCGAACCAGGAUCGAUCCGUAAGGCCAUCCAUCCUAAGAACGGAUACGACGAAAGGAAUAGAUAGCAAGGGAGAAGUGAUCAUGCGGUCCUGUCCGUCGUAUCCCAGCACUGUCGUAUUCUUAUCUGACCUUGAUAUCGGAACUCAAUCGGAAGGGAGAGAAAAGAGAUGUCCCGAUCGUCGGGUCAAGGGAAGAGAAAGAAGGUUCAACGACGGAUUUAAGCUUGAUUUUUCAAGGAAAAUGGAUAUCAAGAAGCAGAAAAAGAAAAAAAGAGAGGGAGGACAGGAGAUCUGGUAUGGCCAAUCGGUGAGGAUCUGCAGGGUGGAAUGAUGUGCGUGAUGGGGCUUCACUUGGCCACGCGAGGAAAGCAUGGCAUCGGACCCUGAGGUAUGUUUUGGGAAGGUACAUAGGUACAUAUCGGUAUUUUCAGUGGGCGAUGAGUGGAGUGCCGAUACGGCAGUGCAUUGAUAACAGAGUGGGUGAAGAUUCUGAGAAAGCUACAGUGCCAUUCUUUGUGAUGGGACUCACCAUAGAUUUCCACGAUUGGAAGGAGGUAUUUUGAUAUGGAGUUCGAGGUCACGAGUAAAGUCAGUUACCUAGAAGUGAAGCGAGGAUCCAUUGAUCUCGGCCCUUCUUUCUUGCACUCCUACACUUCUAGCUUCGAGAGGACUGACUGAUUUACCUUGCUGCCCAACCUAGUUUCCCUACCUGUCUCCUGUCCCUUGUUACCCCAUAUUUCUGCACAUGCCAAACCUAAGCACUGCGACGCUGUCACCUUCUAAAGUGUGGAGAGCAUAAACCUUCUCUCUCUCCAUGCCUGCAUAGCGCGCCAGUCGAUCCCCCCAAGAGAAUUGGCAUUCUUCCACCAGCCUCGGAAUCCGGGGAAAAAAGGGCCGUGAGAUAUACCCAGCCCCUCCCCAAAUUUCUCCAUACCCCGAUUCCCCCAUCUUCUGUUUUCCUCUGUCUCCAAAGUUGGGAGGAAAAGAAAGUUCUCUAGUAUCAGUUUCUCGAGUCAGGCAAAUUAGGUUCGGGCUAUCUCCCUAUUCAGCACACCCCAUCUUCCCCUCAUUCGCUUCGGACAUUCUACCGCUUCGAGCCUCCGGAACGUGGGUGGUCUCCUCAAUUUGUUCCAGAACCCAUACCUGAAAUGUGACAUUUUUCGGAUUAUCGAUACGCCGAAAACGAACUGCGCUCCUCCGAUGAAAACUUCCGUGCAUCUCACCUCUCGUCUGUUCUCGAUGGCCCCUGCCCGCCUUGGAACCGUUCCUUCUGCAGAUCUUCUGGUGGCAGUCUGUCUCUCUUCACUCUUGAGAGCGAGGCGGAGGACGGGUCCUGAAUGAAUGACUCUGAAGCUUCGGCGCUGGUGAGUUCAGCAACCUACAGCUACCUAACCUGAGCCUAGAUCCGUCUAUUCCGUAUUUGACAGACGAGGAGGAGCAGAAGUUGUUGAGCUGCUGGCACGGACGGACAUCCAGCCUCCGAAAAUACCUACUGCUGUACAUCCCGUGGUGAACCCAUCACAUCUCACAAGUACCGGCGGUCUCCAGACCAAGUCAGCCACAGAUCAAUCGUGUAUAAAUAUGUUGAGCCAUCAUGGCCCAUAGGUCGGCAGGUAGCGAGGGAGCUUGUUCCACCACAUCUGCAAGAUUCCAAAAGCGGAAGUGCUUGCGGACUCUUUUUUUUUGGGCCGUCCAUGUCAGUUUCUCGCUGGGACAUGAGAGAAAAGGAUAAUAAUAAGAUGGAUUGAUGUGAUAUUGCGGGGUGAAUUGUGGCGGGGGUUGUGUUGGGGGAGGCGGUUUCAUCGACCAGCUCGCCAGGUAAACUGCAUGGUGGUAAUUUCUUGAGAGAGGUGGGGCAGGCAGCAUUUAAACUCCCAUGUCAAGCGUAGCCGCUUCAAGCUGGGGAAGCGAUGCGAUGAUGGAUAGGAUGGGAUGGUGAGAGGGGAGCGAAUUGAUUCGAGAGGUUGUCGAGUCAGAGGGCUCGCUUUCCGAGAUCCGAAUGUGGUGUCCGAUGAAGGCGAGCGACAGGAGGGAGUUGUUCUCCGGCUCUGGGUUCGGGAUUGAAAGAAUGGCGAUGAUUGGCUUUGUGGAACAUUUUGAUUGAAAUAAGGAUUCGGGAAAGUGUUUGUGCAAUGCGUUGUACGACCGUUUUGACACAUUUGUUGUCUCUGAAAGAUAGAAUGGGGCGAUGAGAAAAGGCGGAAUGACGAGGAGGCGUUCUUUGGAAGUAGAUGAGGCUCUUCCAACCUUUGAUCUUCAAACACAACUGUGAACACAACAUAAAGGUCCCGAACCCGACAAGCUCUCCUCUCCUCGCUUAGAUCUGCACUACCAGCGGCGGAAAACUUGGUUUGGAAAAACACAUGGCGUUUUGAUUGAAAUUUCAGGGUCUUUUCAUCGUACAACGCACCUAACCAGGUAUCCGGAGCAUAAUCCCAUUGAGUGAUAGCUGCAGUGGGUUUGAAGCACGACUUUAGCCGCGGACAACACGUAACUUUGCCGUUUGAGAAGAGUGACAAAACGGUGAUCUUCAACUCCGCGCGAUGGGACCUUCCGCAAUCGCGAGAUCCGGAGUGAUACCGAGCCAGACUGACUGGACAUUGCAGGGCUGAAAUGUGAGAUGCAUGCGCCCCAAUCAUAAAUCUUACUUUUUCUACACAGUUGGACGCCUCCCAUGAAGGCUUGAUGCUCGAAUUCAGGCACAUCGCAACCCUCAACACCAGACGGCAACGUGGACCUGCUAGGCCGAGAGAUGUCUACUUUUCAACAAAAAUAGUAUGUAUGUGUAUGCCUUGAAGAAGAACCUAAUUGCUGCUGACGAGUAAGUAAGGCAGUGAAGAAAUAGCUGAGGGCAGUAUGCAUAGAGCGAGCAGACAUGAUGCUGCAGCCACAGCGGCUCCUCUUGUGACUUGCAAAGAAAUAGAUUAAAUUUUGUACACCUGUGCCUGGUUCUCGAAAGGUACGUACAGGGGAGAAAGCCAAAAUUGUAUGGAUGUCUCUCCGUGGCUGGCCUGUCACAGAAGGUUGUUCUUCGGUGUCGGAUCGUAGGGACGAGAAGGCUUCUAGAGCUUGCUGGUAAUCCCUGUAUUUUCUAGGGAGCUGCAGAGAGCUGCAGCUUCUUUUCAGUGUCUACCACUCCAAGAUCCCUACAACCACGCCCUUACCGCUGGCAUGCACCCAGUGGUUUAGUGAUUCGAACCAGCGCUUCUGUUCCUUCGUCUCCAUAAACGAAAACCCAAUGACCCCUACCGUACUGCACCGCAUUGGGAGCACGAAAAUCGAAAUGCUGACCCUAGACCAGACUUGCUGCAACCAUGGAGCGGGGACGGGGACUCGCAGCUGAAAUUGGCAUCUCGUCCGCAAGGUACAGAUUGCAGGGUUUGGGCGUUUUACAGGAAGAAGGAAAGGAUGACGGGAGCAUCACUGUCAAGAAAGUGUAAGCAUGACUUGGGUAGAGCGAUUAACUCGGGAGUAGAGCAGGAAGCUUACAGAGGAUAUAUUGACAAUGAUUCGAGGUCUGGUGCGUCCAUCCAAGGAAGACUCAUCUGAUCAGACUUUGAUCUGCCGGUUGUCCCCUUUAUUUAGUUUUCAUUGCUUUCAUUUCUUUUCAACUCAUUUGCCUCCUCAUUAUUCCCCUUUCUCUCCUCUCAUCAAACAUCCCGCCUCGGUACCAAAGAAAACAUCGAAUGCCAAACCGACAAGGCAGAUCAUCUCAUUGACAGCCGGCGCUUUGAUCUGCGUUCCCUGCUUCUUCGUACCGUACCGUGUUGCUCUCGGCCCCAUAUCAUCCAUUGUCAUCUUAUCUGUCACCGCCAUCUGGAUACCCAAGGAUGGAGCUUUAGCAAAACAAGACCAGACGGCCCCCAAAAAAGCUCCAAAGUCAAACUUCCCCAAGCGAGCCAAACCUUCAUCCAAGGCUAGCAUCCACUGUACCGUGUCAUAAGCUGCAAAUCCCUCCCCUGGCACUUCCACCCCGCAAUCUCAUCUGGAAUCAGCGUAAAACGGAGCGGAGCAUGGCAUGAGCCAGGGAGGUGUACGACUACUGUCCUGUCCUGUACUAAACCUAGACCUUGUAGACCACUACUACUACCACGGGUACUACUCCAGGUCUCCUUUCCUGGGAAGAUACAAGAUCAAGCUGUUCUGCCUUUCGGGAACGAAUCUUAUUUUGCCUUUCCAGCGACUUGUUCACUCAGGUCUUGCUUGCUUGCAUUGCAUCUGUCGUCUCGUCUCAUCCCCUCGUCCAGAAGUCCAGGUCUCUCCCCAGCCGCAAUAUCAACAUCGACAGCGGACCCCAAACAUCCCAAGGUACUUCGGUACUUACUUAGGUACAUCUCGACGCCUCAUUCAUCGCUUCAAGCUUUACAAUUCCCUCACCUACCUGACACUUGACGGACUCAUACGAACGCCACAGGCAACCUCGGCAUUUUUGAACCUCCUCUCAAUCUAUCUCCCCUUCUUUUUUUUUUCUCUCCCCAGGCCAGGCCGGUCCCUGGAUCCCAGCUCCCACACACAGCUGUCAGUUGAUCAGGAGUGGAUCAAUUGCCCCUUCACAAAGUCACAACAAGGCCUGCAAAAGCUGGGGCAGACCAAUCCAGCCCGAGCAUAGCCGUUCUCCCAGUGCGGGCAAAGCGUACGAUUGGCGCCCUCAUCGCCCAUCUCCAGCAUUCCAAGUCUACCAAACCCACCGAAACCCACCAAAAGAGUCCACCCUGCCCCGAGUCAACUGCAGCUCCCAUUUGGCACUGCACUGGACCGCACAGCUCCAACGGCAAACCUUUCUCCCCCAUAAGCUGUGCCACUGCGACUACUGCCACUGCUUCCAUUUCCAUCAGACUUCCAUCCCGCCUUUUCUACGCAGGCCCCCCAGACUUUAUUACACUUUCCACAAUUCCUCGCCUUUGCCUGGACGAGACCACUCACGGCGUGCUGAGAGCGCCAUGCGCCUUGGUCAGCCUUUAUGAUGUAACGGAACAGCUUACUCCUCACACACCCUCUUCCUCGGUUUAGCUUGCUCGCGAGCCCAUUGGAUUUCAGUUCGAUCGCUUCGUCUCGUUCGCGCCGCUGCGCUUGCUUCUUCAUCAUGUCAGUCCGGCCGCAGGUGGGCAUUGAACGACUCCCAGCACGUCGCAUGAGCAACGAGCCACGAGAAUCAAUGAAUUGCAAGAGCUGUCGGAAGCGCAAGAUCAAGUGCAAUCGGCUGCGGCCGACUUGCGAGGCUUGCCAGGUCUUCCAGUGCCCGUGUGUUUAUGAUGCCGUGCCGAAGAAACGAGGACCGAAGACUGAUGUACUGGAGGCGUUGUUGAAGCGCGUGGAUGGAUUGGAGAGGCGGUUGAAGGAUGAGAAGAAGUCGAGCUCGGAGAGCAAUGAGGGUUCGGCCGGCGACAAGGAGAGUCCCAAUAGCGAUACCAAACCCAAACGGCCACAACUCGAGACGGCAAACAUACCCAACGAAUCGGCUGUAUACUCUCCUACUCCCAUAAGUGAACCUUCGCCUCCAGCGGUCCAACCGGAUGUUCUCCUCGACACAUACUUCUCGCGAUGCCAUGGCAAGGCUUAUUAUAUACUCGACGAAACAACAGCGCGGCAGCGCAUGCAAUUGAAUCAGAUCCCAUCAUAUCUCGUCUUUGCAAUAUAUGCUGUUAGUGCAAGAUAUACGGCGCAUCCGAACGGGUACCAUGCUGCGGUACGACUCAGUGAGGAUUACGCGAUACGCGCGAGGACGGAGCUGGAUAUCGAUGCUCCGUCGGUAGACUGCUUACAGGCUUUGUUAUUGCUAGCGGUUGCAUUUACGGCUGCUGGGAAGGGCAAGAAGGCACAUAUGAUGCUAUCGAGUGGAAUCGGAAUGGCUAUGGCACUCGAAUUACAUCGAGAAUUUGACCUCAAGACUAGGGUGACACCAGUUGAGAAGGAAAUGCGCCGAAGGUUGUUCUGGACUUGCUACCUGAUGGACCGAUUCAUGGCCUGCGGAUCCAAACGCCCUUCAUUAAUCGCAGACAAAUGUAUUCUACUUCGUCUCCCAUCUUGGACGCCAGGACCUACAUCUCUCCCUGUAGAAGGAGAGUUCUUCCAGAACGGGUCCAAUCUACAAUACCACUCCGGAUCAGGGAAGAAGAGCCAAGGAAGCAGUGGGAUGCUUAUUGACAUCGUCCGCAUCCUCGGCAUCACAAAUAGAUAUCUCGCAGCUGGGGGAGUGAAAGGUGAUAGCCACUUUCCUUGGCACUCAUUAUCGAAUCUUUCCAAGAUCCGUCAGGAUCUGGAUAUCUGGGCGUCUGGGACACAAGACGUCUUUACCUCUAUCGACACUCUAUUCGGUCAGCCGGAUAGCACGACUCUAGUGCUGAGCAAACUCAUCUAUCAUCUCAUCCACUGCCUAAUAUACAGACCUUUCCUACCGAUUGAUCUAGCUGAGUUGGCAGGAACGGGACAACAUCAGUCGUGGCAGAUAGAAGCUACGAAUCUGUGUUUCCUCCACGCCAAUGCCAUUGCUGAGUUAGUGGAACUCGGCAAACAAUCAGCUACAAUUGAGUGGCCCGCAUUUGUAGGCUACUGCAUUUGUACCGCAGGCACUGUUCAUGUCCACGGAACGCACUACAACGGGUCGCGAGAAGGCGAAGUAUUCUCUGCCUCGGCGGAGUUCCUCUCCCGAGAAAUGCAACAACUCUCAGAACUCCGCUACGCCUGGUCUUCCGUCCAGCACCAGCGAGACACUCUCCAAACCAUUUACGGAUGUCACUCAGAACUUGUCAAAUCCCUAGCCAGCAACCCGAUGCGCUACAGUCCAGUCUUCCACCUUGAGGAUUUCUUCGAUCGGUAUUCAGACCUCGGCCAAUUCUUUGACGGUGCACAUAUCUCCUUCUCCGACAUCCUACCUGAAUCACUGUCCCAGGAAACGUAUACAGGCCACGAUCUGUACGCACCCCGAGGCAGCAACGCCUCUCUCGACUUCAAAAACUCCACCAUGAACCACAACGGCAAUGGAGCCAUCGACCCAAGCCACAUCGCCAGCAAACGCAAACAAUCAUCCGCCUCCCGCAAGAAGCACAUCGAUCUAAAACUCGCCCACCGAAACUCCACAUCCCAUCCCAACACCGCAUCUUCCGCCGGAGGACACCCAGAAAACACCCUCAUGUCACCGAACGGCGCAUUGAGCGACCAGAAUCUCGGGAUGUUGCAGCAGCAGCAGCAGCAGCAACAUCAUAUGAUGGACCAACAACCCCAACCACCCAUGACCCCGUUUCAAAAUCCAAACACCAACGGCACAUCCAGCAAUAGCAACGGCAACAACAACGGCAUCCCCACCCUCUCCCAAACGCCCUUCUCCCCACCCUACUCAUUCGCCACCCUCGGCUCCUCACAACACCAAAACCAACACCAACACCAACACCAACACCAAGUCCAACACCAGCACCAACAAGCCCUCCCGCACCAACAACACACCAACCAAAGCGACUACGACCCCAUGUUCGGCAUGCCCAACAUGGGAUUCAACUACAACACCAACUCUGCCCUCACCGGCGGCGGCGGCGGCGGCGGCGGGAUGAACAACCCUGCUGCUGUGGGAGUAGGAGGAGCCAUGCAGCAGGAGGGAAUGACGCCCGGGGCGAGGAGUGUAGGCGAGCAUAGUAAUGGGACUGCGGGGACGGAUGAGAAGGAUCCGUUCUUGAGCCUGCUGGAGCAGUUGGCGGAGAAUGAGAAUAGUAUGCGGGGGCCGAGUGAGUUGGAUUUCUUUUUGAGUGGGGGGACGGUUUAG
Cadophora gregata is the source of this 8852-nucleotide messenger RNA. RefSeq lists its product as uncharacterized. The transcript has 8 exons. Gene Ontology annotation, biological process: DNA-templated transcription; regulation of DNA-templated transcription. Gene Ontology annotation, molecular function: DNA-binding transcription factor activity, RNA polymerase II-specific; zinc ion binding; DNA binding. NCBI's taxonomy places the organism in Eukaryota, Fungi, Ascomycota, Leotiomycetes, Helotiales, Ploettnerulaceae. Gene Ontology annotation, cellular component: nucleus. The record is from RefSeq and is a predicted model, not a curated record. The coding region runs from base 6183 to 8852 and encodes 889 amino acids.